Messenger RNA from Trichechus manatus latirostris (Florida manatee), 1396 nucleotides. RefSeq names its product serpin family I member 2 (gene SERPINI2). The transcript has 8 exons. The record is from RefSeq and is a predicted model, not a curated record. Gene Ontology annotation, biological process: negative regulation of endopeptidase activity. Bases 4 to 1221 code for a protein of 405 amino acids. Gene Ontology annotation, molecular function: serine-type endopeptidase inhibitor activity. Lineage: Eukaryota; Metazoa; Chordata; Mammalia; Sirenia; Trichechidae.
CAAAUGGAUACGAUCUUGUUGUGGAGUCUCCUAUUGGCUUUUUCUGGAAGUCAAGCCUCAAGAUCCUUGACUCAAAGAAAUACUGAAUUUGCAGUGGAUCUUUAUCAAGCCAUUUGUUUAUCUCACAAGAACAACAUUAUAUUUUCCCCUCUUGGGACAACUUUGGCUCUUGGAAUGGUACAACUGGGAGCAAAAGGAAAAGCACAACAUCAGAUAAGACAAACUUUAAAACUUCAGGAAAACUCAACUGGAGAAGAAUUUUCCAUGUUGAAGUCAUUUUUCUCUGCCAUCUUGGAGAAAAAACAAGAAUUUACAUUUAAUCUUGCCAAUGCCCUCUACCUUCAAGAAGGAUUCACUGUGAAAGAACAGUAUCUCCAUGGCAACAAGGAAUUUUUUCAGAGUGCUAUAAAACUGGUGGAUUUUCAGGACGCAAAGGCUUGUGCAGAGACAAUAAGUACUUGGGUAGAAAGCAAAACAGAUGGAAAAAUUAAAGACAUGUUUUCAGGCGAAGAGUUUGGCCCUCUGACUCGACUUGUCCUGGUGAAUGCUGUUUAUUUCAAGGGAGAUUGGAAACAAAAAUUCAGAAAAGAGGACACACAGCUGAUGAACUUCACUAAGAAAGAUGGUUCUACAGUCAAUAUUCCAAUGAUGAAGGCUCGUCUGAGAACAAAAUAUGGUUAUUUUUCUGAAUCUUCUAUGAACUACCAGGGUUUGGAAUUGCCUUAUAAAGGUAACGAAUUUAGUUUAAUCAUCAUACUUCCUGCAGAAAAUGUGAACAUAGAGGAAGUAGGAAAACAAAUUACUGCUCAUCAAAUCCUGAAAUGGCUCUCUGAAAUACAAGAAGAGGAAGUAGAAAUAAUCCUCCCUAGAUUUAAAAUAGAACAAAAAUUAGACUUCAAGGAAGCUUUGUAUUCUUUGAACAUAACUGAGAUAUUUAGCAGUGGCUGUGACCUUUCUGGAAUAACAGAUUCAUCUGAGGUGCAUGUUUCCCAAGUCAUGCAGAAAGUUUUCUUCGAGAUAAAUGAAGAUGGCAGUGAAGCUGCAACAUCAACUGGCAUACUUGUCCCUGUGAUCAUGAGUCUGGCUCCAAACAAAUUUAUAGCAAAUCGUCCGUUUCUGUUUCUUAUGAAGAAUAACCCAACAGAAUCAAUUUUGUUUAUGGGAAGAGUGACAAAUCCUGACACACAGAAGACGAAAGGAAGAGAUUUAGAUUCUCUCUGAAUGGAAACCACAGCCUCGUAAUAUAAGCUGAUUCCUGGAAAAUAGUGACUAGGCAGAAUAUAUGAAAAUAUUUUCUAUAUCUCUUUUUCUUCCAGUUUUAAACAGUGUCUGUAUUAAUCUGUGUUAAUAUAGACCUGUAUUAAUGAAUAAAUAAAAUUAGACAGUUAUUUGUUUC